AUGUAUUUUUUACUUUUUAAAAAGGAGGAUUUAAAUGGAGCAAUUCAAGCAUUAUUACGCUUACAAGAUACUUACAAAUUAAAAACUAAAGAUUUGGCUAAUGGAAUUCUUGAGGAUAUUAAUAUAAACAGACAAAUGGAUGGUGAUGAUUGUUAUGAAAUAGGUUUGGCUGCCUAUAAUGAAGAGGUUAGAAUUUCUUGGCUUUGGAAAUCCUAA
Molecule: messenger RNA, 216 nt
Organism: Meloidogyne enterolobii
Lineage: Eukaryota; Metazoa; Nematoda; Chromadorea; Rhabditida; Meloidogynidae
Source: the annotation of a GenBank genome assembly